Messenger RNA from Cylicostephanus goldi, 1071 nucleotides. The record is from the annotation of a GenBank genome assembly. NCBI's taxonomy places the organism in Eukaryota, Metazoa, Nematoda, Chromadorea, Rhabditida, Strongylidae.
CCAAAAUGCAGCGAGAAAGAUCCGUGUCCAAAGGAUUACUGUCAUCACGAAGGCAAAUGCAAAGCGAAUGGCACCGAAUUCUUCUGCGAUUGUCCACGAGGCUAUCACGGCAAAAGAUGUGAACUAGACGUGAACGAAUGUGACCUAUCGCCGUGCGCAUUUGGAAAAUGUGUGAACACGGACAUGUCCGGUGAGAUGCGCGGUUGUCGACGACGUUAUGUGUUCCAGAUGGGCUCGUAUCGGUGUGAAUGCGAUGCUGGAUUCAUCGGAAGCGACUGUCAAGUGUAUCGAAGUGGCUUUGAAUGCACUCCAGCUGGUCCGAAUGCUUGUAGAAAUGGCGGAUUUUGUUUGGUAGAGAAAAAUAACAACACAUGUGUUUGUCCACCGAUGUAUCAAGGACUUUACUGCGAGAAAGACGUCGACGAGUGCGCUGUCUCAAAUCUUUGCCAGAAUGGAGGUACAUGCAUUAACACCGAUGGAGGUUUUCUUUGCCUAUGUACCGCUGCUUUCGAAGGAGAUACAUGCAGCAUAAAUAAGGAUGACUGUCUUCACAAUAAAUGUGAAGCUGGUGCUACAUGUGUAGAUUUGACUGGAUCUUACCGAUGUGAAUGUCCUCCAGGACGGACUGGAUCUUUUUGUCAAUAUAAUGAUCCUUGUGUCAAUAUGCCCUGUCUCAACGGAAGAUGUAUUGGCGAUCCGGCAACUGGCAACUACACAUGUGCAUGUGAUCACGGUUAUACGGGAUUGUACUGCGAUCAGGACAUCGACGAAUGUGCCGAAUGGGGCGAAGCGAUUUGCUACAAUGGUGCAACUUGCGUCAAUGUCGCUGGUGGAUACACUUGUGAAUGUCCAGCAGGAGUAACUGGUGCAUCGUGUGAUACGCUGAUGGAAAUGUGCGAUCCCAAUCCGUGCCUGAACAAUGGAAUCUGUGUAGAUCGCCUGAAUCAUUUCGAGUGCUCCUGCGCUGAAGGUCCGAAGACAACUGCUUUAAUAACUUCCAUACAGGGCUUCUACCACACAAAUUUCAGGUUUUACCGGACCAACAUGUGCAGAAAAAUGUCCAUUAGGUGA